AAUAUAAAUAAUCUAUUUAGGUGGUGUUUAUUUGGGGCGGUGUUUUUCUUGUUUGUGGUUCCUUCCUCCUACUGCACACGCGCAGGAAGGGACACGUGUGAGCUUUAGGCUAAAUCGAUGUUUCAUUUUGCUAAAUUUGUUUGAUUCUGUUGCUAUUCAGCCGUUUCUGCAUACUCUGUUUAUGCAUAUAUCAAUAUUUUUUUUCCCUGGUUUUUUUUUUUUAUUUUUUUUUGAGGAAAACGAAUGUUGAUUUACGUUUGAUUCUAUUAAGAACAGGGCCUCUCUGGUGGUUAUCUUUCAGCUUCUGGAAGCUGAAAAUUUAAUAACCACCUGGGAUUUGUUUUUUUACCUUUUUUGUGGGAAUUUCUUCUUCAUAAAAGAUUGUGAUCUUUUUUUCUGCCAUUUUAAUGGUCUGAAUGAAAAAGGAACCAUUUUUGUUUUUGCCCCUCUUCAAAUGUUGUGAGCAUUUGUUGUUUUCUAGCUGUAUCCUGCAAAACGCUUUUCCGUUUUAUUUUGGUCCCUCCGAAUGAGUCAGUCAUUCCAAUUGUUUGACUUUUUGCUUGUGGAGUUUCAGUAAUCCCAUGUUAUAUGUCUCUAAUAAUUCUUAAUAAGACAGGAUUAAGAAUUACUUUUAUGUCGGCUUUUGGUUGAUAACUAUUUCGUCAUAUUGAUCAGUGAUCACUACUUUGUACCGGUUGCCUCGUUCCGGUGUCACAUUCAUGUGUAUUACCCGUUUGACGUAUUUGACAAUUUGUUCAAAUGCUAAUCAUCCCUUCAAACUGAGGUUUGUUUUGUUCCUUUUUAUGGUUUUUUUCCCCCCAAGCAAUAUACAUUGAGGACUGGAGUUGCAUUGUGUCUUUUUCAUUGAUGCAUAAUUGGAUAGUUGCUCAGUUACGAGUCCAUUUGUUGUUUAUUGGGAAAGCAAAGUGAUCACUUUAUUAGGCCUGGAUUGAAUUUUUAAUUUGGAUUGGUGUUUUUAUCAGCCACUCUUGAAGCUAGAUAAUCUGUGCGGAGACGGCAUUGAUCAAACUUUGGGCUGCUAGUGAAAAGGUUGAGUUCCAACGGAAUCAAGUUGGAAUUUUUGUAUACAUACAUAUGAUUGGGGACUUUUGAUGAAACUGCUAGCACCUGAGGUGUGAGAACUGUAUCAUUGUCACUCAACUCAUGAUAAACUUCAGCAAUGGGGUCCUUGAAUAUGGAGAAAAAAUGGGUUUUUCCUCUUGCUAUCAGUUCCCUGGUAUGCCUUUUCCUAUUUGCCACCUCCUUCAAUAUGGGGAUGAUUUCGUCACUGAAAACCAUCAAUUCGAUAUUCUCGAUGUUCCCCUCUAUCAAUCACACUAGCCAAUUGUAUGUUGAUACCAAGAUUCCAAAACCUCAACCUCCUCCUCCCCCAGCUGCUCCGCCCAUGCCUCGCUUUGCUUAUUUGAUAUCAGGAUCAAGAGGUGAUCUAGAUAAGCUUUGGAGAACUCUUCUGGCGCUGUAUCACCCAUGGAAUUAUUAUAUAGUGCAUUUGGACCUGGAAUCACCACCAGAGGAAAGGCUAGAGCUUGCUUCUCGGCUUGACAAACAUCCCAUUUUUAAUAAGGUGCAGAAUGUCCAAAUGAUAACCAAAGCUAAUAUGGUUACUUAUAGAGGUCCAACCAUGGUUUCCAACACGCUUCACGCUUGUGCCAUUCUUCUCAAGAAAUAUAAGGACUGGGAUUGGUUCAUCAACUUAAGUGCUUCAGACUAUCCUUUGAUGACUCAAGAUGAUCUUCUGCACACCUUUUCUGGUUUAAAAAGAGACUUGAACUUCAUUGAUCAUACCAGCCGAUUGGGGUGGAAAGAGGGUGGUAGGGCCAUGCCUUUGAUUGUAGACCCUGGGCUUUACCAGAAUACAAAGUCUGAUAUAUUCUGGGUGUCACCUAAGAGACCUUUGCCAACUGCCUUUAGACUUUUUACGGGUUCUGCAUGGACAAUUCUUUCACGCCCAUUCGUGGAGUAUGUGAUAUGGGGUUGGGAUAACCUUCCUAGAACCCUUCUCAUGUACUACACAAAUUUUGUUUCUUCUCCUGAAGGAUAUUUCCAGACUGUAAUUUGCAAUGCCCCUCAAUUUAUCCCGACCAUUGUCAACCAUGACAUGCAUUACAUCUCUUGGGAUAAUCCCCCAAAACAGCAUCCGCACACCCUCAACAUCAAUGACACAGCCAAAAUGAUUGCAAGUGAUGCCCCGUUUGCGCGUAAGUUUAAGCAUAAUGACAUUGUGUUAGAUAGGAUUGAUACAGAACUACUUGGCCGGAAAAAUGGUACCUUCACCCCUGGUGGAUGGUGUGCUGGGAAGCCCCGAUGCUCCAAGGUCGGAAAUCCCAACAAACUCAAACCAGGGCCGGGUGCUAAACGGCUUACUCGCCUUCUGGCCAGGCUAGUCUAUUCUGCAGAAUUUAGAGACAGACAAUGUAAGUAGAUUCUUUUAGUGUAUCAGUCCUUUUACUUUGAAAUGGAAACAUUGGCAACUUGCUAGAGUCAUACACAGUUUUUGAAUCCAAAUUCCCAACAUAAUUUUUACCGCGGAUGUAGGACUACUGUAUAUCAAAGGGAUUAAGAGAUAUUACACAUUCAAGAGGACCAUAUUGGUUCUACCUAGUAUUUCCCAUGAUUGGUAUACUUGGUAUUUGUAACACCCAUCUUCCAAUCAAAUUGCUGUUUUAAGAAACAGGACAGAAACAUAUAUCUAUUCAUUUGACAGGAUGAAAACGUGUACAAAGUGCCAAAUUUCGGAAGUUGCAACGUAGUACAAAACAAGAGUUUUAUUGCAUAGUAAAGUAGAAAGUGAUCGAAGAGGAA
Oldenlandia corymbosa var. corymbosa is the source of this 2823-nucleotide messenger RNA. Lineage: Eukaryota; Viridiplantae; Streptophyta; Magnoliopsida; Gentianales; Rubiaceae. The record is from the annotation of a GenBank genome assembly.